This is a messenger RNA of Olea europaea var. sylvestris, 954 nucleotides long. RefSeq lists its product as uncharacterized. The coding region runs from base 1 to 954 and encodes 317 amino acids. The record is from RefSeq and is a predicted model, not a curated record. Lineage: Eukaryota; Viridiplantae; Streptophyta; Magnoliopsida; Lamiales; Oleaceae. The transcript has a single exon.
AUGUUUGAGGACUUGUUGAAAGCUGUACAAGAUCUUGGUAGGCAGGAAACACAAGCGCCCCCUCAGAAUGUACAAACUAACUCCAACACGACGAGCUCAGUUGUGGAGCAGUUUCGUCGUUAUAAGCCCCCUAACUUUAACGGGAUGACUGGUCCUUUACCAGCCGAAGAAUGGAUAAGGGGUUUGGAACGAAUCUUCAAGCAUCUCAGCUGCACUGAUGCCCAAAAGGUUUUAUGUACGGAGUUCAUGCUAGUGGAUGCGGCAGGCCACUGGUGGGAGUCCGCUUCACGCACUAGGACUGAGGCACAACAGAGCAACCUUACUUGGGCACGUUUUAAGGAGGAGGUGAUGGAAAAAUACUUCCCACAAGCCCUAAGAGACCGUAAGGAGACGGAAUUCUUGCAACUGAAGCAAGGAAAAAUGGCAUUAAUUGACUAUGAGAGGAAGUUUGAACAGCUUUCUAGGUACGCGACACAUCUAGUAGAUACAGAGCAAAAGAAAGCUAGAAGGUUCAAACUCGGACUUCACCCAAAAAUCGCAGGAAUCAUGGCAUCCCAUGAAUUCACCACUUAUAGUCAAGUUCUACAAAGAGCUCAUGCGAUUUCGAAUCGAUUAGAAAUCGAUCAGACAACACGAGAAAAUACUGAAUUUUCAGGAAAGAGGAAAUGGAAUGGACCAAACGAGGGUAAAGGAAAUGGGCAAAACAAGAGGACUAGCUUUGAAAGGUGGUCAGGGUCGAGCAAGCCGAAUAAUAUUGUUACUCCGUGCCCUAAGUGCAAUAAGACACAUAGAGGCGAGUGUUGGUAUGGAAAGAAUGUGUGCUAUCGAUGUGGAAAGCAUGGUCAUAUUGCUACCAAUUUCCAUGACCCUCCACCAAAACGGGACAACGAACAAAGCAAAGGGGGAACAGCCAGAGUGUUUGCGUUAACCCGGCAAGAGGAAACUGACAAUUAA